AUGAUGGACUCCACGUACAGCUGCAAUAAAGAACAGCUUUGCCAGACAUGUGGGAAAGAGUUCAAAAGCCGAUCCAGCCUUAAUGAUCAUGUCAGAAGGCACGAGGAAAGGGCUCCUUACAUGUGCUGUGGGAAAAAUUUUUACAGCACAGCCAAUAUGACGCGCCAUAGGUGUAGUGCUCACAAAGAGAAGAAGGAACACCAGUGUUCUGUCUGUGGGGCAGUAUUUUCAACAAACUCCGAUGUAAGAAGACACUCAAACGUUCAUAGCAUAGAAAACCGGAGUAUACCUGUCUGGAAUGUGGAUUUGAAACCAGGAGCCAGCAACGGUACACCGACCACAUUGCUACACACACGGGCGAAAAGAAUCACAAGUGUUCGUGUGGAAAAGUAUAUAGAUUCCGCACUAGCCUGUAUAGGCAUAAGAAAACUUGUAACGUCAAGUGAAUAA
Mercenaria mercenaria is the source of this 450-nucleotide messenger RNA. RefSeq names its product zinc finger protein 154-like. Lineage: Eukaryota; Metazoa; Mollusca; Bivalvia; Venerida; Veneridae. Bases 1 to 450 code for a protein of 149 amino acids. The transcript is spliced from 3 exons. Gene Ontology annotation, cellular component: nucleus. The record is from RefSeq and is a predicted model, not a curated record.